Drosophila ficusphila is the source of this 1934-nucleotide messenger RNA. RefSeq names its product forkhead box protein I1c (gene fd102C). The record is from RefSeq and is a predicted model, not a curated record. Gene Ontology annotation, molecular function: RNA polymerase II cis-regulatory region sequence-specific DNA binding; DNA-binding transcription factor activity, RNA polymerase II-specific. NCBI's taxonomy places the organism in Eukaryota, Metazoa, Arthropoda, Insecta, Diptera, Drosophilidae. The transcript is spliced from 2 exons. Gene Ontology annotation, biological process: anatomical structure morphogenesis; regulation of transcription by RNA polymerase II; cell differentiation. The coding region runs from base 138 to 1853 and encodes 571 amino acids.
UUAAACACCGCGUCGACCGCAUGUAUUUGUUUUCCGUCAAUUUUUCGCAAUGACAUGCGAACAAAAUAUUCACGGUUCAAAUUGAUUGUACUUGAAGAUUGAAAAUAAGAACGUCGUGGCUUGGAUGUCAUUAAAAAAUGGCUCAAUCGGACUUAACUGCUUCGCAGGCGAUCACAGCCGACCAGGAUCAUGGAAACUCAUCAGACAAUAGCCACUUGCCAAAGCAAACGUUGCCUCACAUUUUCUCACUGGAAGCAACAAGAAAUCCACAGGCUCAGUCCACAACAGUGGCUCUCGAACAAUACCGACUGCAGCUGUAUAACUAUGCCUUGAAUAUUGAACGAUUUCGAUGCCCCCCAUACGGCACAGCGAGUGCCCCAUGGCUGAACUUGGGGUCGUACGGCCCCCAAGGCUCUGGUAAUAUGCCAGCAGUCAACCGAAUGGCCGCACUCUCAACCAUAUCCCUGUUCCCCCAAACGCAACGCAUUUUUCAACCCGAAGAGCCCAAGCCGCAACACAGCUACAUAGGCCUCAUAGCCAUGGCCAUUUUGAGCUCAACCGAACUGAAGUUGGUCCUCUCAGACAUUUAUCAGUACAUUUUGGAUAACUAUCCGUAUUUUAGAAGCCGCGGCCCGGGCUGGAGGAACUCCAUUAGACACAAUCUCUCACUUAAUGAUUGUUUUAUCAAAUCGGGCCGCAGUGCCAAUGGCAAGGGGCAUUAUUGGGCAAUACAUCCGGCCAAUAUGGAUGAUUUUCGCAAAGGAGAUUUCAGACGUCGCAAGGCUCAGCGAAAAGUACGAAAGCAUAUGGGACUGUCAGUGGAUGAUGCCAGCACUGACUCGCCCAGUCCGCCUCCCUUGGAUCUCACAACCCCUCCGCCACCCAUCUCGCAGCCUUCAAUGCAACUAUCCACUUUGGGAUAUCCCUAUCACCAUCAGUAUCUGGGGCAGUUCUUCAACAGAGCCCACGCGACCGGGCUGCCACAGUGUUCCUCUAACCAAGAUCCAACUCGAGUAAUGCAGCUUGAUCCAUCUCAAAUCCAGCAGCCACACCCCCCGCAUCAGCAUAUUGCAUAUAUCAACUCUACCACGACAACGACCAUUGCCAACAUGUUUUCGCAGACACGAAAACGGCAGUUCGAUGUGGCCUCUCUACUGGCACCUGAUGUCCAGAUGGUCGAUAUUGUUCCUGAGGAUCAGGAGUCCUCGGUUAGGCCAGCGACAACGGCCAGGACAACAACUCAAACUCACCACACAGUCAUCACAAAACAAACUAUACACCGAGAAGUGGUUUUGGGGUUAGAACAAGCAGUGACCGAUGCUGAAAUCGAUACGGAUAUUGAUGUAGAAGUCGAUGUCGGGGACGAGAGCAUUAAUCCUGACCCCUAUAUAGAGGCAGAUGAGCAGGAGAAGAAUUCAAAGAAGAUGAAACAAAUAUUCUCCGUGGAGGACAAUAACUCGUACCUAUGCGAGGGAAGGCUCUCCUCCUUUGAUGACCCCGAAGAGCACAACUUUUCGAUGUCCAGUUCGGCAGCUAGAUCCUUGGGUAGCAGUAGUAGCCAGCACGAGGAGUCAAGCUCCUUGGAGGAAUGUCCCAUUUCCGAAACCUCCAUUUCUGCGACCUCAUCAUCGCUCAUUUUGCCCGUACCUGCUGCUGCGAGACCAACAACUUUGGCAGUAACCGCUCCGAAUGCAUAUAUCGAACUUAACCACGUUGAUCCACACAUGAUAAGCAGGUACUAUGGGACUUAUAUGGCCGCAGCAGCUCGACGAGCCAGUAUAGAGAUGUCAAAAACUGCAAAGACGCCAAUUGUAACCCCACCUUCAAAGCCAGAAAUAGUCUUUCAAAAGUAAUCAGCUCUAUAUAUAUAAUAAAAAUUGAAGACCCACCCUGCAAUACAAGUAAAUACCUAAAUCUAUAUUAAAUCUAUAUAG